Molecule: messenger RNA, 2091 nt
Organism: Mus pahari (shrew mouse)
Lineage: Eukaryota; Metazoa; Chordata; Mammalia; Rodentia; Muridae
Gene: Ms4a14
Product: membrane spanning 4-domains A14
Exons: 9
Coding region: 73-2091 (672 amino acids)
Biological process (GO): cell surface receptor signaling pathway
Cellular component (GO): plasma membrane
Source: RefSeq, a predicted model, not a curated record
CACCAGUCUUAUAAUACAGAAGAAAAACAAGAAAGCUUGGCGAAUACAUCCACCAAGCUCUUCCACUGAAUCAUGGAGUCACCAUCUGAGGAGAAGAGAAGGAACCAUGUCAUCACUAUAGACCCAGAUGAAACUGUCUUGACUGCCUAUCCAUAUAGACCUCAUAGUUCUCUGCUGGAUUUCCUUAAGGGAGAGCCAAAACUUUUAGGGGCCAUCCAGAUUCUUCUUUCUCUAGUCAUCAUAGGCUUUGGAAUUAUAUUAGCACUUAAUUUCAUCUUUUCAUCCAAAAAAAUUCCUCUUGUGAUCCUCACAGGAUAUCCAUUCUGGGGAGCAGUUAUUUUUUUUCUGACAGGACUUGUCACAAUGUUCCAUGAUAAACCAAGGCGAAUUCUGAAGCAAGACAUCACGACCAUGAAUGUCCUCAGCUCACUGACUGCAUUAGCUGGGAUUGCUUUAACCCUCCUCAGCUUCACACAGCAGCACAGAGUCUGCCAGACACCCUCCCUUGAAGGACCGUGUGUUGUGGGCAAAACACUUCUCCUUGGAAUUUUGUCAGUCUUAUUAAUCAUCACCAUAGUAGAGUUCAGCAUCUCUGUGACUAUUGUAUCCUUAAGAAACAGAUGCUGGACCAGUCCAAGAAAGGCUGUGUUCUUCUUUCCUUCAGAAGGUGCUCAAAAUACUGAACAUCCUGCCCCAGAAGAAAACGAUACAUUACAAUUUGAGUUUCAAGAAAAAUCUUCCAAGGAUAAUACAGCUUCAAGCAUAAAAAGUGUUUUCUUAGGUGGUUAUGCUUUCUUCAAGUUAAGAGUCUCAAGAAAUUCUUCAACUCCCAAAACUAUCCAACAGAAAAGUGAUAAAGAUCUUCAAAUACUAAACACUCAAGUUCAAAUCCAGCAAUAUCCAGAAGUAUUUUAUAGAGACAUUCGAACAGAAGUCAUGGAGCUGACUCAAGAAUGGAAGUCUAAUCAGGGCAAGAAACCCACAAGAAGACUUUCCUUAUCCUUGCCAGGCAAACGUGGGCCUUUCCAUCCCAAAAGAUAUUCUGUGGACCUGCAAGUCAAAAGUGAGAAACCAAGGAGAUAUUCUGAGGACUUACAAAGUAAAACUCCAAGACGGAAAUCCAUAGAUCAGCAAAUCAAAGCAUGGAUAUCCCCAAAGAAAACUACCGCAGAAAAACAAGAUGCAUAUACCCAAACCGCAGACCAAUUGCCACAUCAGCAAGCUGAAGAUCAACAAGCUGAAGAUCAGCAAACUGAAGAUCAACAAGCUCAAGAUGACCAAGCUCAAGAUGAAGGUCAGCAGUCUGAUAAAGAGCAACCUCCAGAAGAGCAAGCUCAAGUUCAACCAGUUGAAGAUCAGCAACCCAAAGAGCAGAAAGCCCCAAAGACCCAGCUCCAAAAUUGGCAGGGAGGACAACAAGUACUAGUAAAGAGAGCCCCAAGGCAGUUGUGUGAUAAUUGGGAAACCCAAAGCUUUCAAUACACGGAAAAGUCAUGUUCAUUCUGGUCAACUCCAUCCUGGCAGCCUAUUAGCCAGAGAUCCCAAGACUGGAUAAGUCAAGGUUGGAGAAACAAAGAUUGGAAAGCACAAGAAUGGCAGUUUGAAGUGAAGCCUUCCCUAGACUGGGAAUCCCAAGAGCUAUUAGAGAGAGAAUCCUUAAGGCAACGGGCACUAUACCAACAAAUCCAACCCCAGACCACUAUAGUUCAUCAGACCCCAGAUCAUCAAUUGCCAAACUUUAUAUUUCAAGUAGGUCUGUGUCAAGGUAGUAGGCAACAAGACUCUGAAUCUGGUGUUUUAAUAGAAGAUGUGUAUGAAGAUGAUGUUCAGUCAAGAGAAAGAGAACCAGGAAAUACAGAAGACACAUGUCAGAAACUAACAGACCAGCAGUCAGAAGACAUGAGGCCAGAUAAUUAUCCUGUUUCUUGUCAGAGCCUGGUUCCAUACACAUAUGUAACCUGUUUAUCCAACAUAGCUUCAGAGCAAGAGGUGCAGAACAACACACCUUGCUCAGGCUCAUCCAAAGAUCUAAACGCCACUUCGUCCUCAUCAUAUCAAAGAGAUCAACAGCAAUCUGAAGAUUCAGACUAA